Arabis nemorensis is the source of this 786-nucleotide messenger RNA. NCBI's taxonomy places the organism in Eukaryota, Viridiplantae, Streptophyta, Magnoliopsida, Brassicales, Brassicaceae. The record is from the annotation of a GenBank genome assembly.
AUGACGACGACUAGACCUGAUCGAUCGAAGACGAGUCUCCAUAAUUUCACGCUCCCGAACUUGAAGUGGGGCAGUCAGAGACAUCUCAAGUGCAUGAAGAUCGACUCUACUACGACUAACGCCGGCUCCGGCGAUCACCGACUCCGACGCCGAUCUCCUCCUCUGAAAUUCGCUCCGAUUCAAUUCGGCGAGUCUGAUCAUCAAUUGAGAAACGCGCCUUUCAAAUCUGUGGAAAACGAGUGCGAGGAAGGGAUCGAGGAGUUUAGGGAGAAGAUUAUGUCGGAUCUGAAGACGGUGAGGGAUAAGAUCACACAAUCCAUGUUCAGGAAAGACGCUUUUGGUGAGGAAGACGAACAACGGCGGCGGAAAGACGAUUGCUCCGGCCAAGAGAAGGAGAGAGAGAUUUCUCCGGCGAAGCCAUGGAAUCUGAGAAAAAGAAGAGCAGCGUGCAAAGAACCGGUUUCCGGUAACCACUACAACAGCUUCAAUCAAAUCAAUAACGGAAUCGAGGAGAGGUUAGUGAAUCCGUCGCCGACGAGGGUGAAGGAAAGAGGCGGAGUGGUCGAAGCAGAGACGACGGCGCGGCCCAAGUUCUCCGUGAGGCUCUCGAAGAAAGAGAUCGAGGAGGAUUUCAUGGCGCUUUUUGGUCACCGACCACCGCGACGGCCUAAAAAACGACCCAGAACCAUUCAAAGAAAACUCGAUGUAAGUCUCCGGCUCCGACCUUUGUUGACGCUUGACGCGUAUAAGGUCCCAGAAGAAACGAAGAAGAAUCUGCAGAGAUGA